Messenger RNA from Odontomachus brunneus, 1311 nucleotides. Its product is annotated as cathepsin O-like. Gene Ontology annotation, molecular function: cysteine-type endopeptidase activity. Gene Ontology annotation, cellular component: lysosome. The record is from RefSeq and is a predicted model, not a curated record. Bases 1 to 1134 code for a protein of 377 amino acids. Lineage: Eukaryota; Metazoa; Arthropoda; Insecta; Hymenoptera; Formicidae. The transcript has 6 exons.
AUGCUUACGUCAUUUUGCUUGUCGCCUGAAGUCGUCGCCUAUCGGGAAUACGCGCUUUGCGUCGCUUGUGUGAUGGAGUGGCGAACGGUGGUGGUGAUAGUGCUGGUAGUGAGCCUCUGUUUUUUUAUGGUACCGAUAAGAGUGGGGCCUGACAAAAAUGCCGAGGACACCAAACUGUUCGCCGAUUACGUUGCCAAAUACAAUAAAUCUUAUCGGCACGACUCGUCCGAAUAUAAAGAGCGAUUCGAUCGCUUUCAGAGGUCAUUACAAUAUAUCGAAAGGCUGAACGGUUUUCGAUCGUCGCAAGAAAGCGCGUAUUACGGUCUGACGGAAUUCUCCGACUUAUCAGAGGAUGAAUUUUUACAGCGGGCUCUGCUUCCUGACUUACCUUCACGAGGUCAAGCGCAUAUCGCAGCAUCGUAUUAUCAUCGGCGUUCCAAGAAUUUGAUUAAUCGCACCAAGAGGGCGACUAGCGUGCCUUCUAAGGUAGAUUGGCGCGACAAAGGAGUGGUGGGACCGAUUCAAAGUCAGGAUAUUUGCGGCGGCUGUUGGGCAUUCAGCACCAUCGGGAUGGCCGAAUCCAUGUACGCCAUCAAAAACGGAACUUUGUAUCCCUUUAGCGUGCAGGAAAUGAUCGACUGUAUGCCAGGCAAUUUCGGAUGUCAGGGCGGUGACAUAUGCAGUCUGCUUUCGUGGCUACUAAUGUCAAAAACCAAAAUCAUUUCCGACAGCGUGUAUCCUCUCACACGGCGAAACGAUCAAUGUAAAUUGUCUAAACUUUUGGCGAAGACGUCAGGUGUUAGAAUAACGGAUUUUACAUGUGACAGCUUCGUGGAUGCGGAAGAUGAGCUUCUGAUAGCACUCGCCACUCACGGACCCGUGGCAGCCGCUGUGAAUGCCAUGUCUUGGCAAAAUUAUUUAGGCGGCGUAAUACAGUAUCAUUGCGAUGGUUCGUUCAACAGUUUGAAUCACGCGGUGCAGAUAGUCGGAUAUGAUCUGUCAGCGGGGAUACCGCAUUAUAUCGUCAAGAACUCGUGGGGAUCGACCUUCGGUGAUAAAGGGUAUCUUUACAUUGCCAUCGGUAACAAUUUAUGCGGUAAGAUUAUUCGUGAGAUACUUGCGUCAAUUGACUAAUAAUUAGAGUGAUGCGUGCGCUAAUUGACUGUUACGUGUUAACACGUGCCCGUAGGUAUAGCCAAUCAAGUGUCGUCGGCUGAAGUUGAUUAAUCGAUUGCGACAACCUAUAAAAUGAUAAGGCCACACUUCCAUUUCGCAGCGAAAAACAAAUCGCGUAAUCACAGAACAGAAACG